This is a messenger RNA of Solea senegalensis (Senegalese sole), 905 nucleotides long. It is a transcript of the gene myl2a, whose product is annotated as myosin, light chain 2a, regulatory, cardiac, slow. The coding region runs from base 76 to 585 and encodes 169 amino acids. Gene Ontology annotation, molecular function: calcium ion binding. The transcript has 7 exons. NCBI's taxonomy places the organism in Eukaryota, Metazoa, Chordata, Actinopteri, Pleuronectiformes, Soleidae. Gene Ontology annotation, biological process: muscle cell fate specification; heart development; cardiac muscle contraction. Gene Ontology annotation, cellular component: myofibril; cytoplasm. The record is from RefSeq and is a predicted model, not a curated record.
AGCUACAAAAGCCUCCCACCGUCUGCCCAUUGUUCACUGGCAUCAUUGUUGGUCUGACCAUCCAGCUGCUCAGCCAUGGCCCCCAAGAAAGCCAAAAAGAGGACGGCAGAGGGAGCCAACUCCAACGUGUUCUCCAUGUUUGAGCAGGCCCAGAUCCAGGAAUUCAAAGAGGCCUUCACCAUCAUGGACCAGAACAGAGACGGCUUCAUCGACAAGAACGACCUGAGAGACACUUUUGCUGCUCUAGGUCGUCUCAAUGUGAAACAGGAGGAGAUCGAUGAGAUGCUCAAAGAGGCUCCAGGCCCCAUCAACUUCACCGUCUUUCUCACCAUGUUUGGUGAGAAACUGAAAGGUGCCGAUCCAGAGGAGACCAUCCUCAACGCAUUUAAAGUCUUUGACCCUGAAGCGAAGGGUGUGCUGAGGAAGGAUUAUGUGACAGAGAUGCUGACGACACAAGCCGACCGAUUCUCUGCUGAAGAGAUGGAGCAGAUGUUCACCGCCUUCCCUCCAGAUGUGGCAGGAAACCUGGAUUACAAGAACCUGGUCCACAUCAUUACCCACGGAGAGGAAAAGGACCAGGAGUGACCCAUGUGACUUCAAACAGACCCACUGAAGGAGAUACAGUACCAGCUACUGUCCCCCCUCCUCCCCACACUGUUUCUGUACAGCACUCAUUCAAGAGCGCGAGAGGAUUUAAGGGAACCGUUUCCCUUAAUGGCGCCCAAAAUGGACAGUUGAUGAUGUCAACAUACUGAACACUCUCCCUCCCUUUCUGCGUUGUGUUCCCACAUUCAUGUUUUUUUUUUACAGACACCAAAACCAAUCGCCUGUCUCUGCUUUAUGGAAAAACAAUCUAUUUCAUCAUCUGUGUGUGUUUGUCUAAUAAAGGUUUUCAAAGACAGUGA